Annulohypoxylon maeteangense is the source of this 1765-nucleotide messenger RNA. RefSeq lists its product as uncharacterized. The transcript has a single exon. The record is from RefSeq and is a predicted model, not a curated record. The coding region runs from base 63 to 1598 and encodes 511 amino acids. Lineage: Eukaryota; Fungi; Ascomycota; Sordariomycetes; Xylariales; Hypoxylaceae.
GUUAAAAUUUCGCAAGCAAAGUGAAAAAAGAACAUCUAACUUCGAUCCAGCUACAUGUCACCAUGGACAGGUUACCUCCAGAAAUCUACGACCUCAUCGUUUCGUUUAUUGAAAGACGACAAGGCGAGGAAAACAGAGGAGCAGUUGCACAUCGCGACCUUCCUUUAAACUACCCAACAAUCGCUACUAUAUCGCGCAGGUUUCAGGCUGCCAUAGAGCGUCGAACCUUUCGUGUCCUGGACCUUACAACUUACACGUCCGAACUUGAUGAAUUUGAACGAAUUCUAACUCCAGAGCGUCGCGAUUAUCUGAAGACUCUCCGUGUCACAAUUCACGUUCCAUUCAACAUCAGAACACCUCCAAUCGAGUAUGAGAAAGAUAACAUCCGGAGAGUCAACAGUAUGGUAAUUACGCGAUCGAUGAGACAGCUAUUUAAUAUCAUAGCUACCAUCAACCAAGAUAACCAUAUGCCACCGAGAAUCAACUUCGAUAUUCGUAUUUCAGAUCCCCCCUACUACAAUCCCAGGGACCUAGUUCGCUCCUAUUCAUUCUCCAUGAUAGACCUCACUUCUGACGCGGCAGAUUUCCCGUCCCUCCCGGCUGUCCGCUCUUUCACUAUCAAUAACUGUUAUCGCAUCUGGCAUCCUCGUAUUGCAUCGCUUCUUACUGCCAAAAUGACGAACGUCAUACACGUUGAUUGGCGUACAUGGUUUAACAAGAGUUCUUGGGGUCGUUACUUCAGAUUUGAUCAAAUCUAUCGCGACGGUCUGGUAGAUGCUAUCAGAUCCACACCCCUGCCAGCGUCCACCAAGAGCUUCUCGUGCUCAUUCCAUCCGUCAAAUGGUCAUACCGCCCAAAAAAUCCCUAAUUUCAUCGGCACAGAGAAUUACGACCCUGUCAGCUGCGCCUUACGACAUCUUACAAGAAACUGCACUAGCGUCACUGUUAAAGGCCCUAUACACGCCUCGUUUUUCGACCCUCCCGCCGACGUCCUAGGCGGAGAUGCGGAUUGUUGGAAAAACUUAUCGGACUUGACGGUAAAUGUAAAAAUGAAAGGCCCAGAUGGAGCAUGGCUCUUCCGUCAAGAGGACGGUUCCAGUACCCCCGACUCACCAGGCUCGCCCACCGAUCAUUACCGGCUGCCACCAGGUUUCGGACAGACGGAGGAGGAGGAUAAAGAAGCCCAGGAGUACCUCGACAAACACUUUCAAUCGUUCUUCGGCCAAGGAGGCGAAUGGCCCAUUCCCCGAUCAAUCCCAAAUGACGCGGCGAUGAACACCCUGCUCACGGCGAUGGCGCGGGGAUGUUCUCGCUUGCCCAACCUGCAGGAGUUUAUAUUCUCGGCGCGGUGCGAUCACAACGAGAACUGGCCGUUCCAGGUGUGCUUCGUGGCGUCGAGUCACUCGUUCGGCAGCUGGGACACGAUCGCUGCGCACGGGACGGGAGAGUGGAGAGUCUACAUGCAUAUGAACCGGUGGCGGCCGACGGAAGCUACGCUGGAGGAACUCAGGAUGAUAGGAAGGAUAAGGGAUGGUCGCGAUUCGGAAGUAUGUUUUUUGCCCUGGGGAAUAUUUGUUGACUUCAUGUUAGUAUGUUAACGGCUACGAUCGCUAUCUACUGCUUGUUACGCUCGGGGGGUUAGAGAUGUGGGAGGGGAAUGUGCGACUAGAAGGGGACGAUACCUCCUCCAAGUGUGUGUGGAUAUUGGUGGCUUUUAUGGCGCCGAUAUGGAUACCUAUAUAGGUAGUCAUCUGCAUCCGUCGGG